Messenger RNA from Spirometra erinaceieuropaei, 4252 nucleotides. NCBI's taxonomy places the organism in Eukaryota, Metazoa, Platyhelminthes, Cestoda, Diphyllobothriidea, Diphyllobothriidae. The record is from the annotation of a GenBank genome assembly.
AUGUAUUCUUCUAAGGAACAAACUGACUUAUUAGCCUGGUGGAGUGCACUCGGCUUCGUCUCGAUUAAGUCGGCGUCGGGAUGGUUUGCUCGUAUCCCUGUGGAAGCUCACCGUCUUCAGUAUGGUCAAGAGACGUCUACCGACAGAGUCGACUUGGUAACUGUAGUGUCGUAAGAUUCUUUUGAGACAUCCUUAUUCCGCAGAAUUCGAGACGCAGACAAUCAGUGGGCAUUUGCGCCGCAUUGAUAACCCUACAAGUUGUCAUACUGUGGUUGCCAGCUUUACCACGUACGAAGUGCGGUUCACAAACAUAGGUCAUGUUGGCGUUUUUAUAUCUGUGUUGACUGUCGAUAAAGGUUAUUCGUAAGUGACAGUUUAAGUGGCUUUGACUAGAUGUUGAACCCUCCAAUAAUAGUUAUGAUAAGUACUUUCCUUCAUGAUGUUGAUGGCGAUUCUUGGUAUUGUGCGCAUUGUUGUUUCUACUUUCAUGUUCUGCUUAUUGCUCUUUAACAUAACCUGUUUUUGAACCCGUGAGUGUUCCAUGCUUGUUGGUAAUUUAGCUACGAUAAUAGAAGUUCUUCCUCUCUUCCCCCCCCCUCCCCCGAUAAUCCUGUUUUAGCAUUUCCUGAUUACAGUCAAGUCUUCUAUUGCAUAUUGCGACUAAGGUUUCAUCUUCUGGUGGUGCAAGCAUACUUUAUUGUGUACAUAUGUGGAAAUUUUACAGCCCAUAAGGACCCAGACAUAUGCAAUGGUAGUUGUUUUUUGCAUUUCCCCAAAUAACCUCAACAGUUGGUUUUAGUGAUCGGAGACUUACAUAUACCCGACCGUAAAUAUUACAUUCACCCUGCGUUCAAAGCACUACUUGCCCCAGGCAAAAUACAGCACGUCUUGUGCACCGGAAAUUUGUGCAGUCAAAGUGUCUACGACCAGCUCAAGUGCAUUUGCGCUGACGUCCAUGUUGUUAAAGGUGAAUUUGACGAAGUAAGUCACUUCGUUUAGUUUUUCCAGAUAACAUUUCUACCAGUUUCCCUUUCCCGAAACCAAAAUACUUACCGUUGGGAGAUACAAAAUCGGACUGACGCAUGGACAUCAGGUUGUUCCGUGGGGCGACCGCGAAAGUCUGGCUAUGCUCCGAAGACAGCUCAAUGUAAGCAUUCUUAUCUCCGGCCACACUCAUAUACCGGAGGCCUACGAAUACGAUGGUGGGAUUUUCUUGAAUCCCGGAUCAGCCACCGGUGCUUUCAGCCCUUUGAAAGCGUGAGUUUUUGCUCUUUCCAGGCACGGACUGUCUUCUUUGCUCUUAUAGCGGUAGUAUUAACAAAAAGUUUUGCAAACUUGAGGACUGUUCGCCUCUGUUCAUAUGGAAACAGGUUCAGUUGUUGGUAUAGGUUGGAUGUUCGUAUCGUUUUCUUCUGAACUUAUGUUGAUGCGGUGUUCAGUCGUCAGCCACGAACCUACUGACGACACUGCCUUUUCAGUCGACCUGAUUGCUAGAAUUCACAUAUUUGACUGGGACAAAUAACCCGCGCCCCUAAUGACCUUGAAAUAUGAAUGCGAUACUGCCUUACCCUCCUCCGGAUUGCCUUUCAACUGAAUCAACGCAGUUGUGAUGUACUACCCUGUGAUUCUCGACUGGGCUUCGGGAGUAUUUGGACGCUAUCGCAACAUCAGUAUCGACACCAGCGUUCAGGACUGCGCCUGUUUACAGUUGCAACUCUUCCGAACUGAAAAUAACGAAAGUGUAGAAUUGGAAUGGCGCGUUCAUCAUUGUCUCGGAAACCUACGGGCACAGUAUCCGAACUGGGCAGUACACUCUAGCCACGACGACCUGGCAGAAUCACCCGGCUAAUUUAAAGGUGGUGACUCGGGCGCCCUGGACUAAGGGAUGCCGCGGUCACUGUUCUGAAUCGUAAACCAAGAAACCAAUGGCUUCUAGCUACGAUGAAGCGCUGAUGCCCAUGAUUUCGAGAACAGGCAAAUGGUGCCUACUUUUGAAUGCAAUGCCCGCCCGAAAUGCAUGUUGCCACGCAUUUCGCAGAAUAAGGGCUUUAAUCAUACAUACCCCCAGUCGUGGUAGGUCACAAAGAGCCAUUACCCUUAUAAGUAUGCAAUAAAGUAUUACACAUCUGUGACAUGACCAGCCAGACUAUAAGGAACUCAUCUUUGUACCUUUUAAGAAAGAGACGGAAACCGCACCUCUUCAAGUUUUCAGUAAAGGCUUUUAUUGCCUUUAUCACACAUUAAAGCUCUCAGUCUAUGUCAAUAAUCCAUGGUGCUCGGUGUCAGGUCCGACUCUUGACUUCAAAUGUGCACACAAGCCAUUACACCAUGCAACAGGCAAUAUUACCUUGUCGUAGAUAAUAUUUUCUCGUCGAUGAAGUCUUACCUCCUGUAUAUAACCGCGAACAAUCCAGUCGUAUCUCGUAGAGCAGCAGAAGUAGCUAAGCAACACCUAACGGCACGAUGUGAAGAUUAGGCGAACUACAAUGGCAGAUGAAACCGGGGGGGGUGGGGGGUAGAACUACAGCACGGCUUGUCCUCGUCUGAAGCCUGCGAACUAGCUCUUCAUCCCCAUUCAAAUUCGGGCUACUUUAUGUAUCGACCUCUUCCCGGACUCUGCUCAUCAAUUUUGUGGAAAAUUCUCUGUUGCCGAGACGCAGACUUUAACCGGGAAAUCAAUAGACUUCCCUAUUUGUUGGAUUGUCGAUUCUUUGGUCGAUCGUAUUGCUGAUACCUGCGGUUGUAACCAGAUGCUUGUCGUCAAACGCGGCGUACAAGUGGGGUCACACGGGUGGUGGUGGUGGUGGUAGUACAGCAGGCUUAGGUGCAUACAGGUGCUACAGCUCAUUCUCCCCCAGACGCCGAACGAAAUGACGGCGUUUUAUAUUUUGAACCGUAAUCAACUGGUCUGGCCAGUGGACAUGCGGACCAGCUCGCGUGCGUCGGAUUGGGUGUGGUGUCUCAACAGUCCGUUUUAGGCACCUCACCACCCUGGGUAUGAAUGGUGCGUAAAGAGCAAGUCGAACUCCGAAAAUUCCAGUCGCCGUUGGACCAGACGAAUUCGGUAUAGGGAUUCGCCGUGUCCGGACAUUACGAUGGGAUGGGCCGUGAAGGACACCAAAGACUUGCCGCCUUAUUGUUAUGCAAUCAAGGGGGCGCUGUAUGUCGGCUAACUUGUCAUAGCUGGUGGUUCCAAUUCCGGUUCGUUGUCACCUAAUUUGGCCGUGAUCAUUGCUUUAAAAUCAAUAGACCCUGCAUGCGUGACACCAUCUAGCUCAGUGCGCGAUAAUGCAUUUGUAAUUGUACUGAGGUGUGUAAUCUAGUUGUCGAACAUCGUGUGGGAAACGGCUUGACCGGAAAACAAGGUUUAUGAACGUUCGGCACGACAAACCAUCGAUUCCCCAAGAAGUUCCAGAAUGACUUGCAAUCUCUCUAUGUGGUAUGAGUCACGAAUUAUUCGGCGAUCACUGUUCGUUAUUUAUCCGGGACUGUUUCCGUAGACACUAGAAGGGUCGUACCGCUGUCCCCAAGUAUAUGCGGUCCAAGUCGUUGCAUCACAUCUACCUCUGCAUCCUGUCCCAUAAGUGUUUACAGUUUCUGGAACGGUCUGCAUGCCCUUAGGUGGAGUUCAGAGGACACAAGAUAAGAAGACUGUUUGCUCACAACCUAAACGCCAGGCCUCAGGAGCCCUAGUCUUCUGCAUCACAAUCAUCAAUAUCGGCUACGAGCUGCGCUGCAGAACGCCGGACCCAGUCUGUCACCUUUCAAACAACCGAGCAUGACCGCCUGUCGUAUGACUCUGGGUCCUCUAACGGAUAGGUCCUCUCCUGCUUCGGAUUCGUACGCUGACUAGUCUGUCGCAGUGUUUUACCGACGCAGGCGGCUGGUAGACGAAAUUGAUCCGGCAUAAACUUGUGCCCCCAAACAAACGCACCAGAGUCAUCAAGGGCGACUUGGUGUCACUAUAUCGGCAUCUAGCGCGGACCAUUUGAUCAACUAGAUCCAGAAUCCAUUUCCAAGUCUACAUGUUGUCGCUCAGCUAGCCUCCCCAGAGCGCCUGACAGCAUGCGUUCGAGCAUAUUCCCAGUGCUACUGUUUUGCGACUGAGUUCAUUUUCACUCCCUCUUCCAGGUCCCCACAGCCGACCUUCAUGCUACUUGACAUUCAGGAAUCCUCGGUCAAUCUGUACACGUACCGUCUGGUUGGUGACGAGCACAAAGUUGAACGAAUGGAAUUCCCCAGCGCCGCCUGA